This is a messenger RNA of Chlamydomonas reinhardtii, 3178 nucleotides long. RefSeq lists its product as uncharacterized. Bases 207 to 2687 code for a protein of 826 amino acids. Lineage: Eukaryota; Viridiplantae; Chlorophyta; Chlorophyceae; Chlamydomonadales; Chlamydomonadaceae. The record is from RefSeq and is a predicted model, not a curated record. The transcript is spliced from 21 exons.
GAUUCUCUACAGUAUUGCUGCAUGGAUAACAAGGACAUAAUCGCCGUUGGCAGACGAAAAGCUGUCCCAAGUAACGCCCUCGACAUAUCACGCUCAUUAGGCACGCGACUAUGCUCAGUUGAUAUACUGACGUUUAUGCAGUGGUGAUGCAUUUAACAAUGGCCCAUAGGCGAAAGUAUGAGAGCCGGUAGCAAACACGAACGACCAUGCUUCUUCGGAGCCUAAAUGUGCUGCUGUGCCUGGCACUUCUGGGUCUACAGAGCAGGAGCAAUGGCGCCCGUGCGGCGUCCGACGACCAGCGGCCCUGUCCUUUCGCCUCAUGGCGUGCUGUAAUUGGCGUCCUGUCAGCGAGCACAAGCUGUCGUGGAUGCGACUUCGAUGCCGCGGAGUGCGUGCUGCGGUGUAAGCGGUGCGCGUUCGGCUGGCCAGCGGAGGUGGACCUUCGGACCUGCCCCACACACGGCACCCUGCGCAUCAACCUCACGCCGCUGGGGCUGGUGUGCACAACCAAGGGAGUGAAAGUUAGCAACUCAACACGGGUAUCGUCUCCGCCGCCACCAUUGCGGCCGCCAUCGCCACCGCUGUCGCGGCCACCGCCUUCACCCUCGCCACUGCCGCCGGUUGUGGCUUCCCAACCGCCAUUUCCGCCGCCGCCGCCCCCCUCGCCCCGGCCGCCUUUGCCGCCGUCACCACGGCCAUCGCCACCGCUGCUGCCACCGCCGCCCGUGCAGUCCCUGCCUCCCUCGCCGCCUCCUCCCUCGCAAGCGCCUCCCUCGCCGGCGCCGUCUCCAGCUCUUGUGUUCGGGCCUUCCCCACCCAUCACAGAGGUGUUUGCCACCAUCGCGCAAGCCGAGGUGGCCAUUGCCUACGGCCACAUGCGGCCUGCUGACGACGCGUGGAGCGGCUCCGCGGCCGACGAGGCGGCAGAGACGGACGUGAUAGCGCUGGUGCAGCGGGUGGACAACAGCACCGACUUCGUGCAGGAGACGGACGCCGAUCCCGCCGACCCCUCACUGGAUCUGCGUACGGGCGAUGUGGUGGAUGUGACAGUCACACAGGCGGUGGAUCCCUCCACGCCCAUCCGGCGGCGGGUGCUGCUGGAGGCGGCGGCCGGCACUCGGCGCAGCCUGCAGGAUCUCAGCAGCGGCAUCGUGACGCCGGGCGGGCGCGGCAGGCUCAGCAUCACUUCAUUCAAGAAGACCAGCAGCAACGGCGGCAAGGAUUUCAUCGUUGGGGAUCAGCCGUACAACCUGACGUCGCUCACCUUCCUGAUGCAUAUGUGCGGCAAGAACCUCACGUACACUCGCGACACCGUCAACCGCAUGUUCUUCAACCGCUUUGCCACCACCAACAACUACACCUUGCAGAGGCACCACGAGGUGUGCUCCUACAACAAGUUGCGCUUCCCUCCUGACACCAACCUGGUGUUUGGGCCGGUGUCGGUCCCCUGCAGCGGCACCGUGGCGGUCACGUCCAACACGGACAACCGGCUCACAGGUGUGCAGUACAACUAUGACUUCUCCACCCGCUGCGGCAACGACGAGCGGUACGGGCUGUGGGAGCUGGCCAAGCGCUGGUUGCAGACGAACCAGCCGUCCAUCUACGCCAACAUCCGCUUCUACAAGCGCAAGUUGCUGCUCAUGAGCGAGGCGCCCGCCUGUGGCUUCAGGGGCAUGGCCAACAGCGGCUGCGGCUCCUCGCACUGCAUCUCAUGGAUCCGCUCCACUCCUAGCCUGACGGAUGACAUCUGGUCCAAGCAGGGGUUGCCUGACGCCACCACCAUCUUCCAGGAGCUGGGUCACAACAUCGGCCUGAACCACGCCGGCAGGCUGUACCCGGCCGCCGGCAGCGACGGCAGCUCCUUCACCGUGGGCGCCUACGACGACAUGACCGACCCCAUGGGCGGCGGCUACCCAGACGCCUCCCGCAUGACCGCAGGGCCCGUGUGCCUGUCGGCGCCACAGGCCUACAAGGCGGGCUGGGCUAGCCCUGUCGCGGGCGACGACACCGGCGUGCUGCCCGGCGACUUCGAGCUGUGGGACAUGGACGAGGGAGUCAAUUACUACUUCUCACUCCCCUCUAUGCAUCUGGGCGACAAGAACCUCAUCCGCAUCCGCAUGUCCGCGGCCUUCAGUCUCACCGCCAACGCCGCGCCCAACAACCGGCUGCUGCAGCAGGCCUACUUCAUCAGCCUCAGGCAGCGGCAGUCGACCCGCGGAAGCUUCGACCACGCACUUCGACCAGCUUUUGACAGCCGUGUGGCCGUGCACGAGUACAAUGGCACCGCCAGCGCUAAGACCGACAACCCAUUGGUGGUGACCGGGCUGAGGCAGCUGCUCACAGCCGGCAUCCCCACCACCACACAAGUGUUUGGGUCGGCAGCAUUCAACAUCUCCCGCGUGUGGACCUCGCCCGCCCUGCCCAGCAAGUACAGUGACCCCAACAUCAAGGGUGGCUGGCUGACCGUGGGAGUGGAGCGCUUCACGACCGCCACCGGCAUCGCCCGCGUGCGGCUGUGCAGGACCACCCGCACCCUGGCAACCAUCACUGUGGAGGAUUGCACUGCGGGCGACUUUGACUACAACUGCGACGGCCUGCCUGACUCGCAACAGGACUUCUGCGACAACCUCAUCAACGGCGCAGGCAGCGUCCGGCGGCGGGAGCUCAUUGCCGCUGCGGAGUUGUGAGGAGGCGAGGGGGCGAGGGAAAGCCAGGCUGCUGUUGCACGGCAUGGUCGAACUAUGCCUGUUUGCUAGGUUUGCAUGUUGGCUUUGCGCUCUGCCUGAGUUCAAUCCUCCAACGAAUGAGUUACUUCAAGCGUAAGUGGGUUCACAACUUACAGCACUGGCGUGCCACAACCCUUGCUUGCAGUGCAGCGUGCGUGCCGUAGCGAGACAUGCCAUCUUAUCAAAUGAAUAGUCUGGGCCUUGGUCUGGGCCGCUCGUGGGCGCGGUGCAGGUUUGUUUAACUUUAUGAGGUAUGGGCGACCGCAUCGUAGGCGUUCAGGUUUACCCGCACAAAGCGUUGCGUGGCGUGACGUCGUGGCAGUGGCGGAAUGGAGGGUGGCGUGGCGGGCGUUCCAAGCUUGCAAUGGGUCAAAGUCAGUGACGUCACCCGCGCGUUAGGGCGAAUUCAGCCAGCGGUGCGGCAACGAGCGUCAGUGUAAACCCAGACAAGU